GGAAGCAAGAGCAGGAAUAGCUGACCGGGGGGAAAAAAGGAAACCUCAGAAUUUCUCGUGGAUCAGUCAGCGCAGCAUCUUGGCAGCAAGAGAAAGCUAAUCCAGGGCUGCCUCUUCUGUCAACAAAUCCGCAGACUCUUCAUCCACCAUGGCCUCCUAUUCUCCAUCCACAGAUGUGGAGGAUGAAGUUAAGUGCCCCAUCUGCAGGGACUAUCUGACAGACCCCGUGACCUUGGACUGCGGCCACAACUUCUGUCACGGCUGCAUCCAGAACUGCAGCGAUAAAUGGGAAGAGAAGGGUGUGGGGGACUUGGAGUGUCCUGUCUGCAGAGCCAAGAUCCAGAAAGGGAAUUUCCGUCCCAAUUGGGACCUGGCAAAUAUAUCAGAAAAGUUUAAACUCCGAGGAAAGGAGCUAUGUGAGAAACACAAGGAAAGACUCCACCUGUUCUGCAGAGAUGAUAAAGAAUUGGUGUGCAUGUUUUGUGAACGUUCCCCGGAACAUGAAUCACACACUGUGGUCCUCAAGGAAGAAGUUGUCCAGGAAUACAAGAAUGUGAUGGAUAGUUGCCUGGAGAAUCUGCUGGAGGAGAGAGAGAAAAUUCUGGUAAAAAAAGCAGCGGUGAAAAGGGAAAGCGAAGACCUGCUGAAAUUAACAGAAACAGAGAGGCAAAAGGCAACCAGUGAGUUCAGGCAACUGCGCCAGUUUCUCAAAAAGCAAGAGAAGCGCCUGCUGAAUCAGAUGGAAAAGGUGGAGAAAGAGAUUGCAGCAAAAAGGGAUCAGCUCAUGGACCAGCUCUCUGAGGAACUCUCCUCUCUUCAAAGGAUCAUCCAGGAGAUGGAGGAGAAACGCCAGCAGCCAGGAAGUGAACUCCUCCGGGAUGUGAGGAGCACCUUGCAGAGAUAUGAGAAAAGAGAGAGACUAGGGAAUCCAGUGGAUCUCCCUCCAGAGCUGAAGAAAAGGAUCUCGCAAUUCUGUGCUACAAAUCCCCUUCUGCAAGGUGACAUGAAGCAGUUCAAAGACACUGUAUUCCUCAGACUGGCUCAGAAAGCAAAUGUCGCUCUGGAUCCAGCCACAGCUUAUCCUCGGCUUGUCCUGUCUGAGGACUGCAAAAGCGUGAGAUGGCGAGACGAGUAUCAACACCUGCCCAACAAUUCCGAGAGGUUCUACAGCGAUCCUGCUGUGCUGGGACGUGAGGGCUUCACCAAAGGCAGCCAUUACUGGGAAGUCAUUGUGGGAAGUGAGGAGAUGUGGGCUGUUGGGGUUGCCAGGAAGUCAGUGAGGAGAAAGGGCUGCUUAGCCUUAAGUCCUGAAGGAGGGGUCUGGGCUGUGGGGAAGAGGGGAGGCUGGUAUAGUGCCUUCAACCCCCCUGACAACCCUCCACUGUCCCUGAGCAACAAGCCCAAGCGGAUCCGAGUGACUCUGAACUAUGAUGGCAGGGAGGUGUCUUUCUUCGAUGCCGACACAGGAGCCCAUCUCUACACCUUCCUAGGAGCCUCCUUCUCUGGAGAGAUGCUCCUCCCCUUCUUUUGGCUGUCAGGAAACAAAACCCAACUCAGGAUGGCUUAAGCCUUAAGGGGACCAAAUCUACCUCUUGGGCCCAGGAGGCGUUUCUCUCCAGAGCAAAAUGAUUGCUCUGAAAGGGAACGUUUAUUUGCAAAGAGCUCUGUUGACAUCUUUGCAGAGGUCCUCGGAGAGGAUUCAUUCCAGCCACAAUCAGCAGAUAUAUGAAAAAAGUGGGCUUUGCUUUUCCCAUCCCAUCCCCAGCGUUCUCCCUGCAGCUUUGUUCCAAAAAAGACAGCAACACUUCCAGCAGUUCCAAACAAUUUAUUUCAAUGUCACUGAUGUCCAACCCUGGUUUCAUUUUUUAUUUUGCCACCUCUCCCUCUGCACUAGAUCUCCACCAGCUGAUGACAUGCGUUUUUGUAUUGCUGAAGUGGAUUACUAGAAAGCAAUCCCUCCACCCAUAUCGGCAGGGAAACCUCAUUGAGUUGCAUCCAAGGAUAAUCAUGCUUGGAGUUAUACCCACUGAAAGUCGUGCUCAUGGGUAACUUAGCUCAAUUGAUUUCGGUGAGCUUAUUCUGAAUAAAACAACAAAGCACAUUGCUUUGUAGACUUCAGAUCUCCAGAGGAAGAAAUAAGGGGAUUUAAGUCAGGGACAAGCUUCCAACCCCUGCUGCAAAUGAAGCCUGCCCCUAGCUAUAGUUGCUCCAAGAUAAUUCAGUGGGGCCUCUUCUCAGUUCAUUCUCUUCUGGAUCAGUGCCUUAAUCCUUUGUAGAUUCUGUAUAUCACAGAAUAACCAUUGAGAUGUCCCCAGAUGUUGUUGUCCAGUUCCCAUCAGCUUCAGCCAGCAGGGCAGACAGUCAAGGAUGAUAGAAACUCUAAUCUGGACCUCACCACCUGGACUCUGCUGCCCUAUAUCCUUCCCAUUGAAAGAAAUGUGAAAAUAAAUUUUGGACGCUAUAGAUUUAUCCUGGUCUGGUGCAUGCAAUGUCUUUUGUUUUGCAGCUGCGUGAUUUGUGCUCAUAUUGUAUUGUGGUAGCCAUUGGCUAUAAACAAUAAAAUUUAUAGAUAGAUUGAACUGCGAAAAUAGGUAAUAAAAUAGUAAAACAAUUUUA
Messenger RNA from Podarcis raffonei (Aeolian wall lizard), 2616 nucleotides. Its product is annotated as tripartite motif-containing protein 10-like. Gene Ontology annotation, molecular function: zinc ion binding; protein binding. The coding region runs from base 149 to 1567 and encodes 472 amino acids. The record is from RefSeq and is a predicted model, not a curated record. The transcript has 8 exons. Lineage: Eukaryota; Metazoa; Chordata; Lepidosauria; Squamata; Lacertidae.